Messenger RNA from Limulus polyphemus (Atlantic horseshoe crab), 7225 nucleotides. RefSeq names its product integrin alpha-PS1-like. Gene Ontology annotation, biological process: cell adhesion mediated by integrin; cell-cell adhesion; integrin-mediated signaling pathway. Gene Ontology annotation, molecular function: integrin binding. The coding region runs from base 72 to 2840 and encodes 922 amino acids. Gene Ontology annotation, cellular component: external side of plasma membrane; integrin complex. The record is from RefSeq and is a predicted model, not a curated record. Lineage: Eukaryota; Metazoa; Arthropoda; Merostomata; Xiphosura; Limulidae. The transcript has 22 exons.
CGAAAUCAUUCGCCGAGUGCUCUAGCCCGAUUCUGUUCUGUAGGUAGUAAGUUAGAUCAAAAACCAAGAACAUGUGGAGGGAACGAUAUCUUAAUUUUCUACUCUCUAUGCUAUUACUUUGGCACUUAGGCCUGCUAAAAGUUAAAGGCUUUAAUUUAGAACAACGAAUACCGAUUAUAAAGCAAGGUGAAAAAGGAUCGUACUUUGGAUACUCCGUUGCGCAGCAUCAAAUAGUGACCAGUGGUUCGAUGGACCCAGUGAUAUUAGUUGGAGCUCCACGUGCCCGGCCUUUUAAUGGAAGAAACAAUUCAGGAGUAAUCUACAGGUGUCCGCUGUCAACAACAUGGAAAGAUUGUGCUCAACUUCGAGCAGAGUCAGAUGACUCAUCACACUCUUCCAUAAAAGAUGACCAGUGGCUGGGAGUCUCCUUGAAAAGUAAAGGGAAAGGAGGAUUUGUAAUGACAUGUGCUCAUCGGUAUAUCGAGAAAGCAGGAGAAAGUCAGUGGGGGUUUGGUGUCUGUUAUUCUCUGAAUCAGCAGUUAGAGUACAGACAGAAGUGGUAUCCCUGUGGUGGACGUCCUGUAAACAAAGGUCAUGAACAGUUUGGUUACUGCCAAGCUGGCACCAGCUUAGAUGUUUUAGAUGAUAACAACAUGGUUCUUGGAUCUCCGGGACCGUAUACCUGGCGAGGAACUGUGUUUGUUAACAACCUAGGAGAAGGAAUUCGUGAUGAUAAGACAUGGUACCUUGGACCAUUGGAUGAAUCUCCAGUGGAUAAAUACAGUUAUCUAGGUAUGGCUGUAACCUCGGGAAAAUUCUUUGGAGAGCAUAAAAGUUUCGUGGCAGGAGCACCUCGUUCUAAUGGCACGGGACAAGUAGUUUUUUUCCGUAAGGAGCAGAGAGGUAUCACUGUUCUCUCUGUAGAGCUCCUGUAUUCUGGAAGACAGUUUGCUUCAUCAUUUGGAUAUUCUCUCACUGCUCUGGACAUAAAUCAUGAUGGAUAUGACGAUCUGGUUGUUGGUGCUCCAUUUUAUUUCAGUGACUAUGAAGGAGGAGCAAUUUAUGUUUAUUUGAGUUCUGACAAAGGCAUUGGAACUAAGACAGUGCCAACAAACUUCACAGGGAAACCAGAGUCCAGAUUUGGUUUCGCAGUUGCCAGUGCUGGGGAUUUGAACAAAGAUGGUUUCACUGAUCUAGCUGUGGGUGCUCCCUAUGAAAAUAAUGGAGUGGUUUAUAUCUAUUUGGGAUCAACAGGUGGACUGAUUACAGAGCCUUCCCAGGUUAUUCAAGCAUCCGAUUUUCCUAAGCAAGCGUUAUCACGCACCAGCUUUGCAACUUUUGGCUAUUCCAUCUCAGGUGGUUUAGAUCUUGAUCAAAAUGGCUACCCUGAUCUCUUGAUUGGGAGCUAUGACAGUGAUACUGUGAGUCUGUUAUUGGGACGACCAAUCAUAGAUGUUAUUACAACAGUAGAAGGAAAUCUGAAGAACAUUGAUGCUACUAAACCAGGUUGCGCUGCAGAUCCUUCAUCAACCUUAGUUUGUUUUUCCUUUAAAGCUUGUUUCAAGUUCAAUUCUUCAGUUCUUUCUCACGGAACAAGGAUCAAAAUAAAGUAUCGAAUUGAAGCUGAGCCAAGAAGGAAGUUUUAUCGUGUUUACUUCCAGGCAGCUAAAGAUUCUGAAACGCCCAACAUCGUAGAAAAAGACGUUAUAUUUCAAGGGGAAUCUCUAGGAUCCUUGGAAUGUUCUACAGAAGUCGUCUAUCUUAGGGACAAAAGUGACAUUCAAAAUCCCAUCAACUUUAAAUUGACUUACACACUAAUUCAAAAUGAACCUAAGAUGCCCGAGGAAGGUGAAAGACUACCAAAUGUCAAUCUUUACCCGAUUUUAAAUCAGCAAGAAGCAUCCAAAAACUUCCAGGCUACAUUCAUGAAAAACUGUGGUACCGAUGAUAUCUGUCAAAGCGAUCUUGAGUUUGACGUAGAAUUCAAUUUACCUAAUAUAUCGGAGCCCGAACAGGUGUUUUAUAGUGGUGAAAUUAAAGGAGAGACAGCAAUGAAGAAGGAAGAUGAUAUUGGAAGUUCUCUCCGACAUGUCUAUUCGCUGUAUAAUAAUGGGCCAUCUAGAGUAAGGCAGGUGGAUGUGGUCAUCUCGUGGCCUUACGAGAUAGAAAACGAAAAAAAGCAUGGGAAAUGGUUGCUUUACAUGGUUGGAGUUCCAACGGUUAGUGGACAAGGUGCUUGUGUAAUGUCAGAGAAACAAGUCAACCCCUUGGAUAUUGAGGUUGAUGAAGAUGAUGAUAUUUCAAAUGAUCUUGACAUCCAUCCUAUCGAUGAACGUCGUCGACGUAAACGAGCUACACGGAUAGAGCCAAAGAGUGAGAGAAUAGAUGGAAAGUCAACAAAAGUUGUUUAUUUGGACUGUGAAGAAGGGACAGCCAAGUGUUUCACAUUUGUCUGCACAUUACUGAAUGUAGAAGCUAAGUCAACAUCUUUGAUAAAGAUCCGUGCUCGUCUGUGGAACAGCAGUUUAGUGGAGGAUUAUUCAGAUGUGGACUUAGUCAGUAUUAAAUCUAGAGGUCACAUUGAUACUAGUUCACUCAAAGGCAUUCGAAAUGAUCCAGAGCUUGAUAAAGCAUUUGCUGAAACUAAGGCAUACCCAGAGAUCUCUUUGAUUGGAGGUAAAGGAGGUGUUCCAUGGUGGGUUAUUCUUUUGGCUGUGCUUGGUGGCCUUAUACUCCUCAUCGCUCUGAUUAUUAUAUUAUUCAAGUGUGGGUUUUUCAAGAGGAAACGUCCAGGCUACGAACCAGCACCCCUAGACGAGAAGGAAACAAAUAAUAUCUAAACAGUGAGGCCUAGUGAAAUGGAAAACACAAGCAGUGAUAUAGUAAAUAAAUUUUUAGGUUUUUUUUGCUGUUGUUAUUGUGAAUGUCUGACAAAGUGACCACUGCUAAAGAAGAACGUUGAUCUACCUCAGAUCAAACUGAAAGGCUAUUUAAUUUACAAGACAACAAGCACAGAAAGGACAGCUAUUAUAAAUACUUUUGCAAGUUUGGCCACUAUCUGUGCAUGCGAGACAUGGCCCGUGUGUGUGUGUACAGAAAAAAGAUGGGGAUUGUGGGGAGGGGGGGGGGUGUCUGCGGGUGCUUUUGUUCCUGUGGGUAUGUAGUCCUGAUCUUUUCUUCGUGUUUUCAUAAUAGAUUUUGUGUCAUUGUGAUGUUUUAAACACAUUUAAUGUUUUAGAAACUUUUUGAAACUGUGCUAACAAAUUAAUGAAUGUGAAGUUGUACAGCGGUCAUUCAUAUUAUUACACUGAAGAUGUUUGUAAGUCAUUAUAUUUGUAAGAUUACUCUGAUAAUUUUGAUUUUUUUUCUUAAUCUUAAACAGAAAAAAAAAAGUAUUGAACACUAUCUAUUCAUCAUUAUUGGAUCAAAAUUACUGGAAAAUGCUACUUAAAAUAGAUUAAGCAUACUAAAUGUAUACAGAAAGCGUUAUUUGUUAAAAAAUAUAUAUAUAUUUGAAAAGAAUUAAGUAUAUAGUUAAAUUCUUUUUUGGUAAUGUUUUGGUGAUUUGGUAAUGUUUUGAAAGAAGAAUAUUUUAUGAGUCUGUUAAUAAACAUGGAAUACUGUAUUGUUGUUGUAAGAAGUGUUAGAGCUGAGUUGUCUCCAAGAGAGAGGAAAAUGUUUGAACAAGUAUGAAAAUGUGUCUCUGACAGUGCUUUCUUUUGUCAAACUUUGCAAAAUAGCAAUGGUAAUAAAAUCUUAAAACCACAUUCAAUUAAUCGUUAACUAAUGAAUAUGGUUUUAAAGUGAUUCCUAUAACCAACAGUGCCUUCUUUUCAUUGGUAUAUAUAUAUUUUAUAUAGAUUUUAUCAGAACAUAUUUUUUAAAUUUCUACUUCUAAUAACUGUAAGAUAUUUAAAGUUAUUGAAAUAUCUGAACAUGCCAACACGUGCUCAUUUCAUCUUUGAAACGUUACUGUAACUUUAUGAAAAGAGUAUUGUAACAGUGGAAGAAUGAAACAUUACAACAAAAACAAGUUAUCUCAAGACUAAACAGCAAUAUAGUAAAUAAAUAUAUUCGUUUCUAGCUUUAUACUUUUCUGAGGAAUGUCUUUUGUUGUUUACAACAUUUGAAUUUAAAGUUUAUUUUAAUGUUUAAGUUGAUUAUUUAAAACAAAUAUCAAAAAAAGUACAGCAUUUAUUUUUUCAAUCUAAAAUAUCUUCAAGAUGUUGUUACAAAAUCUUCACCCAUUAUUUAUCUUAUAUCACGAUCGACAAAGCUUAUUUUAAUGAAAAUCACUCCCCACAGUGAACACCACCAUGAUAUAUAAAGUAACAUUCUUGUGUGUUACUACCCUCAACCUUUAUUAAGAUAUAAGUGAUGGAGGGAAAAAAAGCCUCUGUGUAACUCUUUAUUUUUUAUCUGAAAUAUAUGAAGAUAAUAUGUUUUCCAUUUUCUGAGCCCACGUCAUAGUAUUUAUUUUAUGAUAACAAUCAUUCUUUGAUAGAUUGUUUAGGCAGAGUAUUCUUGUUGAAAUUUAGUUGAAUGGACAGCAACUGCCUGUUGUAGAAACACAAAUAUAGAGGGCGAAGUUUUGAAAGUCUUCUGCCUUUUCGUCUUCAGGUCAAAGACAAAAUUUGAAAGAAUUCAACUAACUUUCAAGAUAACAAUCUUGUUACUCUUGAAUUACCAAAAUAUCUGUUGUUGAAACAUUUGAUGUUCUAGACUUACACGAAGUGCCUGUAAACACAAAGCCUAUAUUUUUCACUAAUAAACCAAAUGCUGUGUUACUAAUAUUUACCAUCCAUAUAGCAUCUAUGAUAAUACUUUUUAGAACUUGUUGGCUUAAAUAUAUCUUCAUAUCUGUGUUCUGGUAGUGAAGUAAAACCAUUAUAGCUUAUCCAAGCUACUCUUAAACUUAUAACUUGAAGAAAGUUGUCAUUUGAUACAGUAAAAUAUGUUUGAUUAGAUUUUAUUUUUUAUAAGUAGUUUUAAUAAAGAUACUUAUGGCUGGGGAACAACAUUGUAGAGUGUUUUUAAAUGCUCUUCUACAUUUGUAGUGUACUGAAUAUUUUGAGCAGGAUGCCCAAAAUUAUGAGCAUCAAUGUAGUAUUCUGAUGAAACAUGUUUAUAUGUAUUGUUUUUAUCCACCUUUUGCUGUCAUGAAAGCUCUGUUUAUUUCUUGUUGUUGACAACAUAUUUCCUUCAAUGAAACAAACAAAAUUUAAUUCCACUGUUAGUUAUAAAUCUACAAAAAUUAUAUACAUAGGAUUAUUGUAGAGUAAUCUAUAAAAUACAGGUUUAUUUCAAGUUGUACUCUAUGUAGAGGAGUUCCGUUAAUAAGAAAACUUGAAAUGUUUCAAUAAAAUUAAAGAAAAAAAAACAGAGUUAAAGUGAUUUUUUUUAAUAUGUAUAUUUUCAUAUACCAUUUUAACAUGUAAUAAUUUAAUAGGCAACAUUGUCUCUUAGUGUUGAUAUCUUGCACGGAUACUUCUCUCAUCGAAUUCUUUUCAUUUGUACGUUGAUAUUUUCAUCCAGUUAGAUUUUCUCAAGCUGCAUUCAAAUUCUUCUGAAUUUCACUUGUAUAAUGUAAACUGAAGUUUUUAAGAGAGAGAGAGAGAGAGGGAGUGGUUAAAGUUGAGGUUUGUGUCUCUAAAGAAAAUUCAAAAACUUUGAAAAGUGUCUGUGUUAUAUAUGUUCUUUGCUGUAAUUUUAAAUAACAAUUGAUGCGUUAACUUUAAGAAGUAUUGAUCUUGGAGGAUUUUGUCAGAAAUUGUUUAAUCAGUUUUUUUUUCUUCUUCUGACAGAGUUCUGUCUCUAUUUUUUUUUCUUUGUAUUGUUAUUUAUUGAGGAGUUGAUGUGAAAAUUAUAAGUUUUUACUUGCAUAAUAAUUUGAUAUGGUAAAGAAAUAAUGUAUGGAAAAUCUAUUUAAUUCUAAUUGAAAUGUAUUCUUUGUAAGAUAAACAUGACAACCUAUAACCAGUAAAGAAAUAUUUCAAUUAGCUGUUAAGACUUAAUACAUCUGGGUUUUCUAAUAAUCUUCAUUAGAGUGUUCUAGUAAAUUAAAUGACUUCAAGCUAAAUUCUUGCAUGAAUAAGUAAUCUAUUUUAUUUUAGAGACCCUAUGUUAUUGAUCAUCUAGAAGUAAUCUGUUUCACUCUUAUGUUAGUAAUUGAUCUCAAAGAUUGUUGUAGUUUGAAAAUAGUUUUAUUUCCAUCCUCGCUUAUUUUGAGAAUGCAAUUUUGUUGAAUACCAGUAAAGAUUGGAUUUCUUAUGGAGUUAGAAUCUCGUGAAACAACGUUUUAAAAAGGAACAGUGACGUGAUUUAAAAGGACGUAGUUAAUUUUCUUAGCUAUUUUUAAUUUUUAUUAAGAAGUCACAUUUUUUUAUCAUUAUACUCAAAUACAUGAAUCUGCUAAGUUUGAGUUGUGGUUUUAAGAGGUAUGCAAUGUAAAUAAAAAGGAAACCGACGAUAUGUCAAGCGUCUGUGAAGGUAUUAUAGGUAGCAAAGAUCUUAGGCUUUCGCACGAUCUGAGUCAGAGUUUUUGUGUUAAUGUAUAACUUUAAAGUUUUGUGUCUUGUUUUAUGUAACAUAGUAAUAAGUUUAUUCUAAUCAUGUACACUAAUUACCCUAACUGUUAAAUUGUUUCAUCGCAAAGCUACAAAAUAGGCUAUCUGCGCUCUGUCAAACACUGGGAAUUGAACCCAAGAUUUUAGCGCCGUAAGUCCGUAGUCUUACCGCUAACCCACCGGGGGACUAACUAUUAAGAUACAUACGUGAAGUUGGAGAUUUUAAUAUAUCGUACACUUUGUACUUCGUUAUGAUUAUAAUAUUAAUAAUAUGAAUAAAAUAGCCAAUAGAUGGUGCUAGUGUUACUGGUCCAAUUUACUGAUUGUAAGCGGUUUUGUAGAUAACAAUGGUUGGUGUUCAGUUGUGUUAACAUUGAUGGCUUAUAGAAAAUUAGAAACGAACUUAAAUGUUUUGCAUGGAAUUUUUAGAAGCCAUUGUUUUACUAAAACUCAUUGUUAUCGGAUCUUUUAUUAAGUAACAUAGCUAGAAAACAUUUAUGUUUUAAGAAAAUAAAAAAACAACGUUGUCACUCGCAGGGUAACUAAAAUUUUGUCUCAUACAUGGGGAGUUUUAUUUUGUUUGAUUUCUUGCCUGUGUAAUUUUUUCUGUACAUUUUUACUGGAGACAUUUGGCUCCACAUAAUAAAUUAAUAUCUUUA